This is a messenger RNA of Penicillium vulpinum, 1716 nucleotides long. RefSeq names its product putative MFS transporter. Gene Ontology annotation, biological process: transmembrane transport. The coding region runs from base 1 to 1716 and encodes 571 amino acids. Gene Ontology annotation, molecular function: transmembrane transporter activity. The record is from RefSeq and is a predicted model, not a curated record. The transcript has 3 exons. Gene Ontology annotation, cellular component: membrane. Lineage: Eukaryota; Fungi; Ascomycota; Eurotiomycetes; Eurotiales; Aspergillaceae.
AUGGCCUCAGUACGUCAUGAGUCUCUCGACCGCGAGGACCGCGAAGAUGCUCCAUUCCUCGACUCCCCCGAUUCGAGUACCCCCGGCCCUGCCCAUCGCCAUGUCCAUAACAAGCCCAGUAUAGACAGCCAGCCAGCUAAGGCCAAUGCCUCCAUUGGUGCCAUUAGUUUUCGCCUGAAAGCGAUCCUUUUCGCCAUGGUCCUCGCUGUUGAAAUCGGCUUCGCUUUCCUCGAGGGCCCAAUGGUCCGGAUUAUGGAGUCUAUCGCGUGCCGUCAGUAUUUUCUGGGGGUGGAUCCAACGCAGAUCGGUGCGGAUGGUCAGGUGCCGGAGGCCAUGUGUAAGAUCGGCGAGGUGCAGGCUGAACUGGCGGCUGUGAAAGGCUACCAUAUGUUCUUUGAUGGGUCACUGAGCGCUCUUUUGGCAAUUCCUUAUGGUCUGCUGGCAGACCGUCGUGGCCGCAAAUCUACACUCGCUUUGUCUAUUCCCGGAUUUGGGUUGAAUGCCAUCCUCACAGUCCUUAUCUUGUGGUUUUCGGAUGUAUUCCCCCUGCGUGCGCUUUGGUUUACUGCCUUGUCCUGGUUGUUUGGGGGUGGUCCAGUCGUGUCGUUUGCGAUCAUCUGGACUAUGAUGGCUGAUGUAACUACCGAGGCGGAAAGAGCGGGCAUUUUCUUUCAAUUUGCCAUCGUAUCGAUGGGUGCCGACUUCGCCUCGACUGCUCUUAGUUCGUAUCUCAUGACCUUGAAUCCCUGGAUACCAUUGGUGGUUGGAUUUGUAAUUGUAAUGGGGGGCAUGAUGCUCAUUUUGUUGCUACCAGAAACGAAGCAUGCACUGCCACCCCGGAAAGCUGAACCGACACAUGUCGAGAUGUCAGAACUGACAGGCGAGGCCGAACCAAAGCAUUCGUUACAUGAUCCCAACGAACGCGAACCAUCUCGCGAAGAACCGGACAUGAAUGGUGACCACGCGAAUGAACCGCCGUCUUGGAGCAUUUCAUCAUACUCCCACCAGUCUAUUGUGACAAAGAUCCGCGCAAAUUACCGCUUCUACCUUAAACCCUACCAUUUCAUCCUCAACCGAAAACCAGUUCUCCUUCUCCUCAGUGCAUUCCUGGUCUACCGCCUGAGCCGAGGUUCAUCCUGGUUUUUAACCCAAUAUAUAUCGACCCGUUAUUCAUGGACGCUGGCAGCGUCCAACUUCCUGGUAUCUGCUCGCCCAACCGUGUCAAUCCCGCUGUUCCUCUGGGGCCUACCUUUCCUCAAACGCCGAGUCCUGAACCCUCGGCUUUCAUCGACAGAAAAGGACCUGUGGCUCGCGCGCCGCAGUAUAUUCUGUCUUACUAUUGGAACACUCGGAAUCGGCCUCUCCCCAUCCAUUGCUACCCUGAUCCCCAGCAUGAUCAUCCAGACCUCCGGAUCGGGCUUUGUUUUCCUUGCUCGCUCUAUCAUUACCACUUUGGUUGAACGUGAUGAGACCGCUCGCUUGUUUACUGCGAUUGAGAUUAUCCAGUCAUUGGGAAAUGUGGUUGCGAGUUUAUCCAUCACCACCGUCUUCCAAAUUGGACUGCGUCUCGGUGGGUUCUGGAUUGGUCUCGCGUGGAUGAUGACUAGUUCGCUAUUCUGUUUAGUCGGAGUAGCCAUUUGGACAUUCAAACUUCCUCCAAGUCCUCCGGAACCGGAAUUUGUGGUGGAUGACUACGACGGGGAUGACAGGGUGUGA